Molecule: messenger RNA, 318 nt
Organism: Theileria equi strain WA
Lineage: Eukaryota; Apicomplexa; Aconoidasida; Piroplasmida; Theileriidae
Product: thioredoxin, putative
Exons: 5
Coding region: 1-318 (105 amino acids)
Molecular function (GO): protein-disulfide reductase activity
Source: RefSeq, a predicted model, not a curated record
AUGGUCCAUCAAGUUGAAUCCGUCGAAGAAUUCAAAAAGUCCGUCCAAGCUGGAGGCGUUGUAGUCGUAGAUUUCUUCGCCACAUGGUGCGGUCCCUGCGUAAGAUUUGCCCCAAGGUUCGAUGCCCUUAGCCAAAGCUACCCAGGUGCUGUCUUCCUCAAGGUCGACGUCGACAAGGUUCCAGAAUUGCAAAACCAAUACGGUAUCACCGGAAUUCCAGCCUUCAAAGUCUUCAAGGAUGGAUCCGUCGUUGCAGAAUGCGUAGGCGCCAACGAAGAACUCCUAAAGGCAUCCAUAGAGAAGGCUCUUGCUCUCUAG